Wickerhamiella sorbophila is the source of this 1368-nucleotide messenger RNA. RefSeq names its product Ribose-phosphate pyrophosphokinase 1. The transcript has a single exon. NCBI's taxonomy places the organism in Eukaryota, Fungi, Ascomycota, Dipodascomycetes, Dipodascales, Trichomonascaceae. Gene Ontology annotation, biological process: ribonucleoside monophosphate biosynthetic process; 5-phosphoribose 1-diphosphate biosynthetic process; purine nucleotide biosynthetic process. The record is from RefSeq and is a predicted model, not a curated record. The coding region runs from base 1 to 1368 and encodes 455 amino acids. Gene Ontology annotation, cellular component: cytoplasm; ribose phosphate diphosphokinase complex. Gene Ontology annotation, molecular function: ribose phosphate diphosphokinase activity; magnesium ion binding.
AUGCGUAAAAGUCAAGUUUUUGUUGGAUCUAGCCAUCCAGAGCUUGGAAAGGUGAUCUGUGAGCGACUUGGCGUCGAGCCUGCACCCUGCAAAGUAUCGAAGUUCGCUAAUGGCGAGACCUGCUGCGAUAUUGGUGUCUCUGUGCGCGAUACCCAUGCCAUCAUCAUUAUGGGAAGCUCUGAUCUCAUUAACGAUAAAAUCAUGGAGAUGCUCGUUCUUAUUUCCGGUUGCCGCGGUGGAUCAGCCUCCAAAAUCACCGUGGUUAUCCCCAUGUUCCCUUAUUCCAAGCAAUCAAAGAUGAAGAAGCAUCGUGGGGCUAUCACUGCCCGUAUGCUUGCCAACCUCAUUGUUAACGCGGGUGCCGACCACGUUAUUACCAUGGAUCUGCACGCUUCUCAGAUGCAGGGCUUUUUCUCAAAGCCGGUUGACAACUUGACUGCAAGCCCUACUCUUGCUUGGUGGAUUCGUCAGAACGUUCCUGACUACCGCAACGCAGUCAUUGUGUCCAAGAACCCGGGAGGAACCAAGCGGGUUACCGCUUUGGCCGAUGCACUCAAGGUGAACUUUGCGAUGAUCCACACAGAUCGCCGUCGUACCAAGAAUCGCACCAUUCGCGAGGCUUUCCCCACCACCAACAAGCUUUUGCAGCACGGUGAUGACGAGGACGAUGAUGAUAGCAUUAGCGAGCCAAGCAAUCCCAUGGCUGCCUCCAUCAACACUUUCGGUGAGGUCGAAGUUAGCUCCCCCGUUUCGUCCUCGGUCGAGAUUGACUACACUGGCAAUUUCGCUAUUUCGUCUCCCACCGUCUCCCAGACCUUUUCUGAGCCGGCUGCCAGCUCUAACAUCCACAUUGCUCGUGUACUUAAGGGCCAUGUUGUUAGUGAAGAUGACAAGGCCAUUGCCGAGGAGUCUGCUGAGGUAUCUAGCGCGGCACUUGCUGCUCCCGAGGGCUAUGCUUUGGGCGGAUCUGGUGGCCAUAUUGAGACCGACGACGAAGAAAUCGACUAUUCCACCGAGCAAGUUAUCGCGCUUGUUGGUGAUGUCAACGGCCGCACUGCCAUUCUUCUUGACGACAUGAUUGAUCGCCCUGAGUCGUUCAUUGCCGCUGCAGAACACUGCCGCCUCAACUGCGGUGCCAAGGACGUUUAUGUUGUUGCGACUCACGGAGUUUUCAGCAACAACUCGCUCGAAAUGCUGUCGGAGUCACCUUACAUUGACCACAUUGUCGUCACGAACACCUACCCCAUUGCCAAGGUUGUGCCCAAGCUGCACAUCAUCGAUAUUUCUGCGAUUCUUGCCGAGUGUAUUCGUCGUAACCACAAUGGCGAGUCUAUUUCAGCACUGUUCGAGCAAACGGCUGCGAUUUAG